Mercurialis annua (annual mercury) is the source of this 1871-nucleotide messenger RNA. Its product is annotated as protease Do-like 9. Gene Ontology annotation, molecular function: serine-type endopeptidase activity; protein binding. Lineage: Eukaryota; Viridiplantae; Streptophyta; Magnoliopsida; Malpighiales; Euphorbiaceae. The transcript is spliced from 8 exons. The coding region runs from base 162 to 1718 and encodes 518 amino acids. Gene Ontology annotation, biological process: proteolysis. The record is from RefSeq and is a predicted model, not a curated record.
AGAAUACAUAUUAAUUAUAAAAAGAUAAAUGGAAGACUUCCUCUGCAUCUUCGUCUUCCUUCAUGCGUUGUCUUUAAAUUCAAAUCCUCUUCCAUUUCUCAUCAUCAUUGAACAUUGAUUAACCAAACAAAUACACAAACUUUACUUCACAAUACUUCACAAUGGGACAGUCAAGAGGAAGCCGCAAGUCUAAAACUCAAAUAUCAACCACCAAAUCCACCUCUAAAACUACCAAAAACCACGAACUCAUCGGUCUCACCAGCAGCAACAGUAAACACGUUAAUGGCUCCCGUGUAGCUGGAGAGAUUAGGAGAGUGGUACCGGAUAUGGACGCAGUGGUGAAAGUAUUUUGUGUUCACACAGAACCAAAUUAUUCACUGCCAUGGCAGAGGAAUAAGCAGUAUAGUUCGUUUAGUAGCGGGUUUGUGAUUGGAGGAAGAAGGGUAUUGACUAAUGCACAUUCUGUUGAGCAUUACACCCAAGUUAAGCUCAAGAAACGCGGCUCUGAUACCAAGUAUUUAGCUACUGUUCUUGCUAUCGGAACUGAAUGCGAUAUAGCUAUGCUAACAGUUGAAGAUGAUGAGUUCUGGCAAGGAGUUUCAGCAAUUGAGUUUGGUGAAUUGCCUGCGCUUCAGGAUUCUGUGACGGUUGUAGGAUAUCCAAUUGGGGGAGACACAAUUUCUGUGACUAGUGGAGUUGUUUCAAGAAUUGAAAUUCUAUCUUAUACCCACGGUUCAACUGAGCUUCUAGGCUUGCAGAUAGAUGCUGCAAUAAACUCUGGCAAUUCGGGUGGGCCAACUUUUAAUGAUAAAGGUCAAUGCAUUGGCAUUGCUUUUCAGUCCUAUAGUCAUACAGAUGCUGAAAAUAUAGGGUAUGUGAUACCAACACCAGUCAUCUCCCACUUUAUUCAAGAUUUUGAGAAGAAUGGAGCAUAUACAGGAUUUCCAUUGCUUGGGAUUGGAUGGCAGAAAAUGGAAAAUCCAGAUUUGCGUAUGGCUAUGGGUAUGAAACAUGAUCAGAAGGGUGUUCGGAUCAGAAAAAUUGAUCCCACUACUCCUGAAUCUCAAGUUCUGAAGCCGUCUGACAUUAUUCUUAGCUUUGAUGGCAUAGAUAUUGCCAAUGAUGGGACAGUUCCGUUUGGGCGUGGAGAACGGAUAGGUUUUAGUUACCUUGUUUCGCAAAAGUACACAGGCGAUAGUGCAGCAAUUACAAUUCUCCGCGAUUCUGAGGUUUUAACUAUUGAUAUCGAACUUGCUGUUUAUCAACACAUUGCUCCGGUACACGUUCAAGGCAUGCCACCUUAUUAUAUUGUUUCAGGAUUUGUGUUCGCAGUCGUUUCUGCUCCAUAUCUCCGUUCUGAGUACGGUGAGGAUAUGGAAGGUCCUGUCAAGCUUAUGGACAAAGUUAACUCGAUGCGUCAAUUCCCAGAUGAGGAGAUUGUUGUGGUUUCUCAGGUACUUGUGGCUGAUAUUAAUAUUGGUUACGAAGACAUUGUGAAUACUCAGGUUCUGGCUUUCAAUGGAAAACCAGCGAGGAACCUGAAGAGCUUGGCAAACAUGGUAGAAUGUUGUACCGAUGAAUAUUUGAAAUUCGAAUUGGAGCAUGAUCAGAUAGCAGUUCUUCGUACCGAGCCUGCCAAGGCUGCUACUGAAGAUAUUCUUACAACAAAUUCCAUACCUUCAGCAAUGUCCGACGAUAUUAAAUCAUUCAUAUCUUAGGCUGCGAAGACUAAAAUAAGAAGGAUUAAUUUAACAUAGAGAAGAUAAGAGAUUAUUUAUUUUUUGUAACCUGAGUAGUUUUUCAUAAUUACUGCUGUUUAUUCAAAUCAAAAAAAUGAUUACUGCUGUUUAUUGGUAGCAGAGUAUAUUCAA